GCGACCAUCUUGAUUAGGUGUAAUCGUUAUUUGCACCGUGUGGCGCUGGAAUAAAAUAAACGGGAAAUAUGUAUAAUCGAGAACGAGCUACAUUUACAAUGUCUAUAUGUAACGAGCACAAUCGGAGCUUUCUCAUUUUUAUUGGCGAAAGACAACGAAAAUAAGCAUCGUACUGUCUUGAAUACACGAGCGGUGAAAUCUGAAUCAUCAAAGCUUUCUUUUGUGAGGAGAGGGGAUGGAGAAUUUCGGAGAAAAGGAGACUAAUAAGGAUGAUGGAAGGCAAGGCGUUCGACGUGGACAUCGUGGCUGGUCGCAAAGUAAUUCGGGACUCAGGCGACCACAUUGUGCAUCAGUUGCUCAUAAUCAGCCUGGUACAGGACCUACCUCACCAAUAACUAUGGACCAUAAUCUGGAAGAAAAGAAAUAUUCCUUGUCACCACAAGCGGCUGAGUUUGUUCCAAGAUCCAUUUUACAGUCUCCUUUAUCAGAAUCUAAUUCAUCUAUUCCUCAAUCUAUUCAUCAAUAUUCAAAGCCUUCGAUACAAGAUAGAAUCAGAAUCGCUCGUGAGACACCACCGAAUGUAUCAGUUUCAGCAGAGAACAAUACUCUUGAAACUACUUUGCAACAACAGUGUAACAUACAAGAUCCACAAAUGGGAAAUAAUAGAUAUAAAGAUAGUCGAUGCAAUUUGAACAAGAAAAAGGAAGAAGAACACAAUGAAGAGGAAGAAGCUUACAACUUUGAAAUUUGUCAACAUCUCAAUGACAUUAUCAAUAUUGUAGUUGUAAAUCCUGCAAAGUUCAAUGACUUAAUUCCACCAUUUGUCAACAAGCUUAGAUGGGACAGAAACAUGCGCUGUUUACAAGCGGUUAUGCCAAUUAUAAUCAAAUCGUCCAUAGCCGAAAGCAAUUUUCGAUAUAAUGGAGCCCGGUUCUGUAAAUAUCUCGAUAAUACUUUAGAAGACUGCAAAGAACUAUUUAUGUUCUCCAAAGAGUUAUUCAGAGAUUUAUUAUUUUUCCAAUGUAAAUUGGAAACCCGGAUCGAAGAACACGAUUGGCAAAGGCGAAGCGAAGAGGAACGCGAUCAAAAAAAGUGCAAUGGAUUGAUAUUGUUUUUAGCAGAGUUGGUUGCCCAGAUGGAUGAAUCUUUUGCUUUUAUUUUAGGAGAAAUUUUAGUAUGGUUUAUUACUAUGGUAUUGCAGAGACCAGCAUCAACCUCUGUCAAAUACAUCUGCCAAGCGCUUAAAUUGGCAGGUCAUGUAUUGGAAAAGGAUAAGAGUAGGAGUAAAGAUAUGGAAAAUAUGAUGCGAGCCCUAACAGAACUGGUUAAUAAUGGGCAAGUUGAUACACAUGUGGGAAAUAUGGUAAACAGCGUUCACGAAUUACGGAAAGAUUGGGGAAGAAAAGUGUCUAAUUGUGAUUUAUCUGGAACAAGCAAUGCAUUGUCAAAUAAAGUACAGCAACAACCGGAUCAAUUAGGUGCAUCUAAUUAUAAUUCGUUUGGAAUUAACACUGUGCCAUUAAAAGAAGGACAGCUGGACACACCAGUAAUGUAUGGCCCUGACGGCGAAGUUCUAUCUGCGGAGGAAAGUCAAUUUCUCCAAGAUAACAUCAAAUUGGAUUUUGACGAUCAACGAUUAUCCGAAGAAGAAUUUGAGGAUGAUAAUUAUGACGACGAAAUUGCGGCCGCUUACGAAGAAUUUUUGAGAGACAAACCAAAGUAAAGUGCACGAUAAAAUGG
Messenger RNA from Nylanderia fulva, 1740 nucleotides. Its product is annotated as Poly(A) binding protein interacting protein 1. Gene Ontology annotation, molecular function: translation activator activity; protein binding; RNA binding. Lineage: Eukaryota; Metazoa; Arthropoda; Insecta; Hymenoptera; Formicidae. The record is from RefSeq and is a predicted model, not a curated record. Gene Ontology annotation, biological process: regulation of translational initiation.